Messenger RNA from Entamoeba dispar SAW760, 1110 nucleotides. RefSeq lists its product as uncharacterized. Bases 1 to 1110 code for a protein of 369 amino acids. The transcript has a single exon. Lineage: Eukaryota; Evosea; Mastigamoebida; Endamoebidae. The record is from RefSeq and is a predicted model, not a curated record.
AUGAUUGAAGGGUUUUUAGAUACUGAGUUUAUUAAAAUUAUUAGAAUUGGAUUUGUUCAUAAGACUAAAUACGUUGUUCAAAUUUUAAUGAAAAAUAAAUUAAUUGAAUGGGUAGAAAGUUCUCUCAUAACAGACUUUAAUACAAUUCUUCUUCGAAUGAAUGAUUUAAAAUUAACAGGCCAAUACCUAGUUGAACCUCCAAUUCUACCAAUUCAUAACAUUAAAAAACAAAUACCUAAAGAAGUUUCACUAAGACAAUCACCUCUAUUAUCUCUUAUAGACCGCAUCCCAAACCCUUCAUUAAAAAAUUCUUGUAAAAACACUUUAUAUAAAAGUUGUACAAAUGGAUUUUUAUCAUUAAAAAAGUCUUCUUCAACAAUAAAAUCUGGAAUUCCUUCUGGAGGAUUUGCACCUUCAGCCCCAUCAAUUUCUGCAUCACUACCAAAUCUUUUAACCAUCUCUUCAGAUAAACAAAAAUUAAAACUUCCAGUUCAACCACUUAAUAUUAAUGGUUCAGCACAUCCUUUGAUUAGUUCUUUUAUUCAAAAACCAUUAACUGGAUCACUUCCUUCUUUGUUUGAACAAAACACUAACUGUAAAAGUAUUAAAUCAUCACUUCAAUUUUCUUCAUCUCAAACAACAGUAACCAAAGAAUUAUUGGAUCAAGCAUUUAUAAUGGGAUUUAAUUUAAAUGAAAUUAGUUCUAGUCCAGAUAUAUUACAUUCUUUUAUUGGGUUAAUUGGAAAUGAAUUUAUUCCUAUUCCAUCAAGUCAGUGUAGUAAAGAAGAAAUGGAAACUGUAUUAAAUCAAGUAAAAAGAAUUAUUGAUAAAAAAUAUAAUGGUAGAACAGAUGAAUUAAUGAAUGCUCUUAAAUUUGGAAGGAUUUAUAAAAAAGUAAUGAAUUUGUGGGAUUUAAAAUAUAAGUUGAUUGAUUGGAAAUCAUAUUUUAUUAUAACAAUAAAUGAACUUCAAUCAGAAGCAUUUAAAAUUAGUAAAAUAUUAACAGAAGAAUUUAGUUCUCUUUUAUUAAAAUUUACUAAUUGGGAACAAUGGGAAAAUUACAAUUUUAUGUCAGAUUUCAAUCAAAUAACUUCUUAUUUUAAUAUUUAA